AUGAAGUCUCUUGCAACAACCUCUUUCUUAUGUGCUCUACUUCUGUUUGGAGUGUUAUUACCUUUCUCCUCAAAUGCACAACUUGAUCCAUCCUUUUACAACAACACUUGUCCAAACGUUAGUUCCAUUGUUCGUGAUGUCAUAAGAAAUGUUUCCAAAACAGAUACUCGUAUGCUUGCUAGUCUCGUCAGGCUUCACUUCCAUGAAUGCUUUGUUCAAGGUUGUGAUGCAUCAGUUUUGUUGAACACAACGGAUACCAUUGUGACUGAACAAGAUGCUUUUCCAAAUAUCAACUCUUUGAGAGGUUUAGAUGUUGUCAACAAAAUCAAAACAGCUGUAGAAAGUGUUUGUCCUAACACUGUUUCUUGUGCUGAUAUUCUUGCACUUGCAGCUGAAUUAUCAUCUACACUGUCUCAAGGUCCUGAUUGGAAAGUUCCAUUAGGAAGAAGAGGAAGUUUAACAGCAAACCAAACACUUGCUAAUCAAAAUCUUCCAGCUCCAUUCAACUCAUUAGACCAACUUAAAGCUGCAUUUGCCAAACAAGGCCUUAAUACUACUGAUCUAGUUGCUCUCUCUGGUGCUCAUACAUUUGGAAAAGCUCAUUGCUCUUUAUUCGUUAGUCAAUUGUACAACUUCUGCAACACAAACAAUCUUCAUCCGAUUCACCUCACAACAACAAACCAGUUUCUAUCGUUCCGUUCUGUCUUCCGGCUUCCGCUUACCAACCUCCUCACCAUCAGCAACGCAUAA
Vicia faba (fava bean) is the source of this 750-nucleotide messenger RNA. The record is from the annotation of a GenBank genome assembly. Lineage: Eukaryota; Viridiplantae; Streptophyta; Magnoliopsida; Fabales; Fabaceae.